Aspergillus calidoustus is the source of this 2288-nucleotide messenger RNA. The record is from the annotation of a GenBank genome assembly. Lineage: Eukaryota; Fungi; Ascomycota; Eurotiomycetes; Eurotiales; Aspergillaceae.
UACCAGACCAUCUGUGAAGGAAGGAUGUCAGAUCUGCGAUUACUGUCCGUCCAGGAUGUCCUGCAGCAUAAUCGACCUGACGACUGCUGGCUCGUCAUCUCCGGCGAAGUCUGGGACUUGACGGAAUUUGCCAACGAGCAUCCUGGAGGAGCUUCAAUUAUCCACAAGUACGCCGGCCACGACGCCACAGAUGCCUUCCUCGAAGUCCACGCGACGUCAAUCAUCCGAGAGAACCUCCCCGUCCGCUGCCUGAAGGGAUCCCUCGACCAGUCCACCAUCACCCCCGAAUGGAAGAAACCGACCUCCAAGUCACAAUCUCCAGGGGCCGAUAAACCGCCACUUCAUUCCCUGAUCAACAGCCACGACUUCCAGCGCGCCGCAGCCCUGGCCGCCCCACCAAAAGCGUAUGCAUUCUAUUCCACAGCCGACACAGACUGCUGGACACGCGAUGCAAAUGAGGCAAUGCUCAAGCGGAUCUUCUUCCGGCCAAGGGUCAUGCGCGAUGUCUCGACCGUCGACCUCUCGUCAUCCAUGCUGGGCAUCCCCAUGUCCAUGCCAUUGUUCAUCUGUCCCACCGGCGUAGCACGAUUAAUCCACCCAGGCGCAGAAAAGGCCCUUGCGCGAGCAGCAGGGAACACGGGGAUUCUCGAGGUCAUAAGCACAAACUCAGGCCACCCACUCAAAGAAGUCGUCGCUGAAGCACCGGAGUACCCGUUCUUCUUCCAGCUAUAUCUCAACAAAGACCGCGAGAAAUCUCGCGAGAUUCUGCGCAAGGUCGAAUCCCUCGGCCUCAAGGCAAUCUGGCUCACCGUCGACGCCGCCGGUCGCGGCAAGCGCGAGUCCGACGAGCGGAUCAAAAGCGAUGAGACGGUCAUCGAUCCCGUUACAGGGAAACCCGUCAAAGCAACCGGCGGACUCACACGCGUGAUGGGCUCCUAUAUUGACCAGUCGAUGACAUGGGACGCAAUAGCCUGGAUCCGCUCUGUAACAAACCUCCCCAUCAUCCUAAAGGGAAUCACAUCAGCAGCCGAUGCAAAGAUCGCAUUGGAGCACAAUGUACAAGGGAUCGUGGUGAGUAACCACGGCGGGCGGAACCUGGACUACUCUCCGCCGUCGAUUCUGGUUCUCCUUGAGAUGCACAGAGCCUGCCCCGAGGUAUUCGACAAAAUGGAGGUGUAUAUCGAUGGCGGGUUCCGCCGGGGUAGCGAUAUCCUCAAGGCGCUUUGUCUCGGCGCGAAGGCCGUGGGGAUUGGGCGGAGUUUUCUGUAUGCGUUGCAGUAUGGGACCGAGGGGGCGGAGCAUUUGGUCAAACUGCUGCGAGGAGAGAUGGAAAGUGCCAUGAAGCUGCUGGGUGUCAGGAAUCUGUCGGAAGUACAUCCUGGGCUUGUGAAUACGUCCGACGUCGAUUACUUGGUUCCUUCUGGGCCGAACCAUCCAUAUAUAAAGUGGAGGUCCCGUCCGCAUCUCUAGGGUGAUGUCUACGAUAGAAUUACAAAGGGCUAUCUGCUCCUGUACCACAAAAAGCGACCCUCCAGUCGGCGCAGCCACGUAGAAGACUCCGACAGCUGUGCGUCCGAUGACCAUGCAGAUAUAUCACGCAGUGUAAAGCCAGCACACGCCCCAUCGCCGCAGAAACCUAGCUGACUAGCAUUAGUUGACUGGGGCAUUUCGAGACAACAGAAGCGCAUGAUUCCAGUCAAACGCGCGAGGUGAGGGUUUCCGGUUGCGACAUCCACGGCACGGGUUUGUUUGGGUCAAGCAAUCCCUUCCUCCUGAUAUAUCUCCCUGGCGAUUCAGGUUCAGGCCAUGUUGGGCCAUCUUCAGCAAAGUGGCGCGUAUCCAGAUCAUCUCAUUAUGAUUGAAUUGGGGAUUCGGGGCUUUGGGUCCGGACGAUUCCUCUUAUUACAGACCACAGGGCCUGGGGCUAGUCCGUACCUUCACCCGAGUCCUUUCGACUAAUUGAUCAAGGGCUUUAUUUGAUAAUUAGGCCAGGGCAUCAAGCAGUGCUUCGAAGGUUCACAUCAGGAUUUCAGCGGAUAUAGGGUAUUCAGGAUUUGUCUACGACGAAAAAAGAAGAAACUGUGGUUCUGGGAUACUGGGCGACCAUCAAUAUCCUUGUCUUCCAAAAGAUCUUUAGUUAUCGAUUCGUGUCAGAGUAGCCCCGACGGUAGUCAAUAUCAAAGUUUCUAAUCGGGAAUCCGUCUCAGACACCUGGAGCGAUGCGUGUCGGGGACCAUCCCAAUUAGCCUACCCGUACCCCUCAUCAGCUAUAUAUUUCUGCAUGCGGG